This is a messenger RNA of Symbiodinium necroappetens, 517 nucleotides long. The record is from the annotation of a GenBank genome assembly. NCBI's taxonomy places the organism in Eukaryota, Dinophyceae, Suessiales, Symbiodiniaceae.
GAACGGCCUCAUAACGAUGGCCAGCGCCGCCCUCCAGUCCCUGGUGGAGGCGGCGCCCGCGAUGCGGGCGACGCAUCUGCGGGAGCUCCUCAAGGAUGAGAAGAGGUGCGAUGCAAUGAUGGUCGAGGCAGAAGGCAUCUGCCUGGACUACUGCAGACAAAAAGUGACCCAGGAGACCAUGUCCAAGCUUUUCGACCUGGCGAAGGUCGCCGACGUGGAGGGCAAAAAGAAGCGCCUCUUUGCAGGGGAGAAGAUCAACGAAACAGAGGGCCGUGCAGUUCUGCAUGUCGCGCUCCGGGCACCGAAGGAGGAGACCAUCAACGUGGAUGGCAAGAACGUCGUCCUGGAGGUGCACUCCGUGUUGGACGCGAUCAAGGCGUUCUCAGACAAAGUCCGAUCUGGAAGCUUCGUCGGCCACACCGGCAAGAAGCUGACGGACGUGCUCUGUAUUGGCAUUGGUGGGUCCUACCUGGGCGUCGAGUUCGUCUACGAAGCGCUGAGCAUCCUGUCCCAGUAG